AUGUUCGUCGACAUGAAUUCUCGCCUGCGCUACUACUGGUUGUUCCUUCAACUACUCUCUUUACUGUUGGUACUCGCUAUAAACAAAAUCAGUAAGUUAGAGGUUUCAUUUCCAUCCUCUCUUAAGUAGAUUGUUGAUCUAUUUCAUCCAUUGUUUUGGAAUAUCAUAAAACAUAAAUUUUUACGACUUGGUUGAUCACUUGAGGAGUUAGUCGUAAAUUAAUGAAAAUACUUACCGUACCUACGUUACAGUUUUAGUUACACUAGUCCACUACAACUCGUCGCGUUACCAAUUAUUAACUGAUAAGCAAAGAUAAUUGCUGAGUCCCCAAAAGGCAGCUAAUAUUUAUCCGGCAGACGAUCUUUCACAGUGUAGUAAGCCUUUGACGACUGUUUUCAUUUCUGAUCCGUACAGCUUAUAGGCAGGCACAAUUUGUUCACUAAUAUCUUUACUUGUAUUCCAUAGGCGGUGAUGCACCGCCAAUUGAUUGUCUUUAUGUUUCGCACCAAAUUGGGCAAGACACACUUCAAUGCGGUUCUCGGACCGAACCGUGCCAAACGUUGCCACAGGCAUUGCUGUUGGUGAGGGAUGGAGGAAAGAUCUGUCUGGACGGAAGGAACAGUGAGAUACAUCCUUACAGCUGUUUUUUCAGAGGAAGUGUUUGGAAAAACCUUGGCAAAAGUGUGGCAAUAUUCGGUUUGAUCACAAAGGCGCACAUUACAUGUGAUCCACAGUAUGGCAAUCUUAUUUUUAGAUAUCCUGAGAAUCGCCUCUUUGAAUUAACUCUCUCCAACCUUGUAUUCCACAGCUAUGGAGUCGAUCUAAUUGAUGUGAGCUUUUUCAACGUAUCAAUAUCAAGCUGCAGGUUUAUAAACAGCUCCAAUGUCGCAGUUGCUAUAGUACAGAAAGAGUCGAGAAUCCGAACAAAAUCUUCCAUCGUCGUUACUGACAGCGAGUUCUUGCACAAUAAAGUGUCCGUCUACGCCAGGUUGUAUCAAGGGUUGUUCACUUUAAGAAUCUCGAGGUGUGUCUUUCAAGGCAGGAAAGGGCGUUUUAAUGGAGCUUCUGGUGAAAAACACACAGAAGCAGCGGUAUACAUUAAGUACCAAGGAUACCGGACGAACACCGCGGUAUUCACAGACGGCUUAGUUACUGACUGUCUUUUUCGAGACCUUGGUCACGAGGACAAUAGCUUUGCAUUAUCAUUUCGGUCUUAUGGCAUCUAUGACACUGGACGUUUAUUAGUAUCUAAUAGUAUCUUCCUACGCAAUGAGAAUGCCAUGUUUGUGGUAGGCGGAUUUCACGUACAGCUACGCCAUGUGACAAUUAAUUCUACUUAUGGUUAUGCUUUAAUGGGCGGUGGUCCUCCAAAAAUAAAUGCCAGGGCUCCUGAUGUAUCGUUAUCCUUGGACCAUUGCCUUCUAUUAAACAAUAGAAUUGGAAUAAGAAUGGCACUUACUAAUUGCCUGAACUUCAGCAUCUGCCCACCAGAUAGCAAAAUAUUAGUGGUGAAUAACAGUCAUUUCGUCGGAGGAAACGAUGCUCAAGCGUUCGGUGACGCGAUCAGAGUAAAAGUGGAAACACACUCACCCUCUUUACAAAGACCUAAUUUUAUCAAAGGCAUAGUAAAACUCGAAAACGUUACUUUUCGGGAAUUUCAUAACAGCGUACUCUAUAUACAAAUGCGAAAGAAUCUAACGGGCCUGAUAUACGUCAAGAACUGCAAGUUUCUGAAUAAUUCUAAUUUUGUUUAUCGCUUGGUAGAACAACACACUGUUGAGAUGGUUUUUGAUGAGGAGGACCCUCCGAAAUGCCUCAAAACGAACCACAACGCCAAAAAUUUGUGGAAUAACAAACCUCAGUUUCCGGUGGUGUUUGAAAACAGCAUAUUCGAGAACAACGUUGCCAUCUCAGGAGCACUGAGUUUCUUCAAUGGAAAUAUCACUUUCAAAAAUUGCACUUUCAAGGACAACGAAGGUUUAACUCUGGGUGGGCAUAUUAAAAUGAAGAUCGGUUACGGUAGACUUAACAUCAUUAACAGCAACUUCCUACAGUCACGUUUGAAUCAACAUUUCAAUGCAGAGCGGAAAUUUUCUUAUGAUGGAUGCUUUUUGUAUUCUGAUAGUGUUGGUCCGCUCAUCAUUAGAAACUCGUCAUUUACAGCAAAUAUGAAUAAGAAGUUCUCCCCGAUCUUAGCUGUCACUAAGAGCAGUUUGAUACGAGUAGAUGCUACCUCUAUGAUUAAGUGUCCGUCUGGCAAGUGGCUCAAAAUGGAUAUCAACAAAAAUACCGAGGUUUUCAAGUUUACGAAAGUAAGCGAAAAGUGUUUGAUGAAAGUCAAUUAUGUCAAACUCUUCUGCGAAGAGUGUUCUUCUGGAUCUUAUAGUCUACAGAGAGGAUUUAUAUCUGGUUUAAAUAACACUAAAGAAAAUAAAUGUCUCAAAUGUCCAUAUGGAGCGUCGUGUAAAAACGGAAUCAUAAAAGCCGAAGAGAACUUCUGGGGCUUGGAAAACAAGUUUUCGAGUCCACCGAAUCUGAAAUUUUUUCACUGUCCUUCUGAAUACUGCGGCAGAUCAAGCCAUUCCACCCACUCUGAUAAUCACAGCUACAACAGCUGUCAUGGAAGAAGGGAAGGUGUUCUUUGUGGCAAGUGUUCUGAUGGGUACAGUGAGGCACUCUAUUCAACUUCGUGUAGAAAGAACGAGAAAUGUAAUAAUAACUGGUUUUGGUUGGCGACUGGGAUUUACGUGGUUGUCUUUGCAGUUUACAUUGUAUUCAAGCCUCCCAUUUUCUCGAAGCUGCUAGAGCACAGUCUCUGGUUUAUGAAUAAACCCGUCCGGAGUGAUCAGCAGAGAACAUGUGAAGAAGAUAAAGAACAGGAUUCUGGGUAUCUAAAAAUCAUCUUUUAUUUUCAUCAAGUAGUAGAACUGGUAAUGAUUAAGUCUCCGGAGAAAACGUUUCAUCUGGUGCCAAUUAUCCCUCCCAUCAUUGCAAUUUUUAACUUCCAGGUCAAAUCAUUGGACGGUAGCAUUGGCUGUCCAUUCCCUGGUCUCACUGCCGUAACCAAGGAACUGUUCAAGUGUAUGAAGUUCCUAGGAACGUUGCUUUCCAUCGGUCUUAUCUAUGCGAUUCAUCGAGCCACCAGUAGCUCCCUGCACACAGCUCCACCAUCAAUGAAACUAUACCUGGCUGUUGCUUUAGAAACACUGUUGCUUGGUUAUGAAAGACUUGCUGAUACAUCCCUUAACCUUAUGCACUGUGUUCCUGUUGAAAAAGAUUGGCGUCUUUUCGUUGAUGCUCACAUUGUGUGUUGGCAGUGGUGGCAGUUCCUGCUGAUCGCGUUCAUAAUGUCUUUUAUCAUCCCCCUCGUCCUGGUUCUCUUCUGGGGAUCACUGAAACUAAGUAAAGACAAAGUGACAGCCAAGGAAUUUUUAAUAGCUUGCGCAUUCCCUUUGCCUUGUCUUCUCAUUUUGUUUUUUCGUAAAUAUAGAAAAAAAGAUGAUCAACAAAUGCUUGACGCUGAAAAAGUGCACAAUGCGGAAGAAAUAAAGCAGGUUCUCCACGGUCCAUUUCGCGCAGGCUCCAGCGAAGAUCAUGGUACCCUAUACUGGGAAAGUGUACUGACUGGACGAAGAUUGAUCUUGUUGGUGAUCCAUACAUUUGCUACUGAUCCCACUAUACGCUUUGUCUGCCUUAGCUGCGUAUGUGUUAUUAUUCUGGUCCAUCACCUUACAAUGAGGCCUUUUCGUGAACGCAAAGCUAACAUUUGUGAAGGCUUUUCUCUGUUGAGCCUAGUUGUUAUUUGCAUGUUCAGUUUGACCGAAGCUACUCUUAUUUCCCAGGGAAUAGAUCCCUCCGGCCCAAGCAAAGACCUCUUCUAUGCUUUACAGUGGAUUGAGAUUGGCCUCCUCAGCUUGGCACCAUUGGCGCUGUGCCUUCUUGUAGUUUUUUGUGCAUUUUCUCAAGUCGCCCGCCUGUUGUACCAUUGCAUCACGUACCUUUCACGUGUCAUUACCCGGAAAUGUUUUAUUCAAGAGUCGUUGAUACCUCGACCACUUGUGGUGGAUUGGGACUCGGAAGACUUUCUAGUCAUUGCCUAGACUCACAUGCUACAGUUUUACAGUUUAUGCUACAGUUGCGCGCGCAUGCUAAGUAACUAACUGAUAGGAGAGAUGGAGUCCAUUUUGAUGGCAGCGUCCAGCUAUGUGCACUAAGCUGCUAUUUAACUUUAUGUUGAUUAGAUCUUUACUUUAGAAAAAUGAAACUCAGCACAAAAAAAGGGACAAUCAGUUAAAUUCCAUUCACAGAGUUCUUCGCCAACCUAUUUUUUUUCAAGAACUUAUCACAUCACACUCAAAAGGAGAAAAAAAUAGUACAAAGUGCAAAAAGUGAUACACAUAAUAUCAGUCUAAGUAAAUAAGCUGAGUGACAUGAUUUAAGUAGUACGUAUCAGUUGACUAACUAAUUAUGUUCUACAGAGACUGGGAAAAAUAGAAAUUCUGAAAGAAUUAUCUGCAGGUGUCGCGAGUAAGAAAUCUUUUUGCUUAAGGCAAUUUUUAAGGUAACCUUCGCCAACCUAUUUACAAAUUAUCAGGCUAGUCAUUUUUCCCUGUAUAUUAAAUGAAGGGGGAUUUUUCAAAUAGUUCAGUUACAUUUUUUUUAAGUCUUAGUCGUGAGAGUUCAAGGCGUGUGUCCUAAAUUCAGAAGGAAGACUGAAGGUGGAAGAAUCUUUGAGGUGACAAGUGCCUUUGAAGAUUGUGGAACAGUGUUCCUGUAAAAUCGGUAAAAAGAACUCAUUCAAUAUAUUUUAAGACUCUCUUCUACAAACGUAUUUUUGCACAAAUAUAAAUAUUGAUUAAUA
This is a messenger RNA of Porites evermanni, 4861 nucleotides long. NCBI's taxonomy places the organism in Eukaryota, Metazoa, Cnidaria, Anthozoa, Scleractinia, Poritidae. The record is from the annotation of a GenBank genome assembly.